Branchiostoma belcheri (Belcher's lancelet) is the source of this 8108-nucleotide messenger RNA. Its product is annotated as centromere-associated protein E-like. Gene Ontology annotation, molecular function: plus-end-directed microtubule motor activity; microtubule binding; ATP binding. Lineage: Eukaryota; Metazoa; Chordata; Leptocardii; Amphioxiformes; Branchiostomatidae. The record is from RefSeq and is a predicted model, not a curated record. The transcript has 61 exons. Gene Ontology annotation, cellular component: microtubule. The coding region runs from base 156 to 7619 and encodes 2487 amino acids. Gene Ontology annotation, biological process: microtubule-based movement; mitotic cell cycle.
AGCGAGCCGCCAUAUUUGAAUUUAAACGUCUUUGUCCGCAGUGUUGCCCAAGUUUUCUUACGUUUUAGAGUCUCGGGGAAAAUUAUAAGCUUUUAUUACAGGGUUGCUGAUCCUUUUGUUGUUCUGGUGUAGAAGACAGGUAUCCAACUGCCAGGAUGCCUCCACGCUCCCGGUCGUCAGCAGACAGCAGCGAUGCCUUCAAAGUGGCCAUACGUGUGCGGCCACUCAUCGCAAGGGAAAAGAAGACUGGAGCUCAGAUGUACUGGUCAUGUGAUACGAAGCAAAUCUUCCAGCUUGGGCCAGAUGGUAGACAGACUGGGCUGGGACACUUCUUUGAUCGCGUUUUUGACCACGAGGAAACAACCCAGGACGUUUAUGAUGAGAUUGCCCAGCCAAUCAUCGAAAGUGUGAUGGAGGGUUACAAUGGCACAAUCUUUGCUUACGGCCAGACCAGCUCCGGUAAAACAUACACCAUGAUGGGUGAUGGUAGGACAGAAGGCAUCAUCCCAUAUGCCAUAGAUGACAUGUUCCACUUCAUUGACCAGCAUCCUGACAGAGAGUACCUCUUCCGAGUCAGUUUUAUGGAGAUCUAUAACGAGACCGUAUCAGACCUGCUGGCCACCAAAGAUGCAAAGCCUGGGGGCUUACAGAUCAGAGAACACUUGGAAGGCGGGGUGUAUGUUGCUAACCUGGAGGAGAAACUGGUCCGCAGCAAAGACGAAGUCCUGGAGUGGAUGAAGAAAGGAGAAAAGCGAAGACACGUUGCUGGAACCAAUAUGAACGAACGCUCCUCACGGUCACACACCAUCUUCCGAGUUAUUAUUGAGAGCAGAGAGCAAGGAGCCAAGGAUGACGCAGUGAACGUGUCUCAGUUGAAUUUGGUGGACCUUGCUGGAUCUGAGAGGGCCAGCCAGACUGGUGCUGAAGGACAAAGACUGAAAGAAAGUGGUGCCAUCAACCAGUCUUUGCUGACACUCAGCAACGUAAUCCGGAAACUCAGCGAAUGUCCUCCUGAAGGGGCUUACAUUGCAUACCGAGAUUCCAAGCUGACCAGAAUCUUGCAGAUGAGUCUGGGCGGAAACUCCAAAACGGCUGUCAUAUGUGCAGUGACUCCAGCAGAAGAAGAACAAACCAAGAGUACGCUCCAAUUUGCCACAACAUCGAAGUCCAUCAAGAACAAGCCUGUUGUCAACGAAGUUUUGUCAGAGAUGGCUAUGCUCAACAGAGCUAAGAAGGAGAUUGCCAAUCUGCAGAAGAAAAUCAAAGAGAUGAAUAGCCAGACAGGAUUCCUGACCCUGGAGCAGGAUAACGAGGAGUUGCGACAGAAACUACAGGAACAGGAGCUGCUACAACAGGAGCAGGAGAAGAAGCUGAAAAACAUGGAGCUUUUCAUGUGUCGAUCCAGCAUAGAUACUAAAGCUCUCACCGAAAAGGCAAAGAAAAACCCCAGAAGAGCCACCUGGUGCCCCAGAGUGGGACAGCAGUCCCGCCUGUCCUUUGACCCCUCCUCGUUCAAACCACCAAACCAGGACGUGAACCUUUCCAUGUGUGAUGUACCAGAGUUCUCCAUUCCCCGCAAGAGAAGGAAACAUUUCUCUGGAGAACCCAUCUUUGGUGACCUGGACCCAGUGUUGGAGUCCCCGGCAGGAGAAAGCUUCAGUCUGGAGGGUGGUUCGGGGGACUCCCUGCCUGACUUUGACAUGUUGGAGGAGAGCCGGUCCAGUGUGAGUUCUACCCGCUCCAGCCGCUCCAGCCGCAGGGUGGCCUUCAUGCCCACUCUGGACGAACUGCCCAAACUCAUGUUCAUCGAGGCAGGGACGCAAACAGAGGAUGCAGAGGAAGGUUCUGCCAACAAACAGGAUGACAUCCCUGACGCUGCUAGUGCUAUGUCUGAGAAGGAACAGAGUCUUCAACAGGAGCUACAGUUCAAAAAGGACCAGUGUUUAAUGCUGGAGUGCCAGCUAUCCUCUGUGAAAGAGAAAUUUGAUGCUGUUGAAGAACAAAAGGACAAGAUAAUCCAAGAGCUGGAAGCCAAACUGGCCACUCACGAGGAGGUGGUACAACAGCUGAACGAGGUUAUCAAUGAGACAGUGGAGGAGAAACAGGGUAAAGAGGAGGAACUUGUCACUCUUCGAGCUAAAGUCAGUCGCCUGGAGUUACGCUUGAACACAGGUAGCCACAGCAAUGAUGAACUCCAGGACACGGUGACCAGUCUGGAGCAGCAGCUAGCCACUGUGCAGCAGGACAGGGAAACAGAAGUCAACGCCUUACGAACUAACAUCAACAUGCUGGAGAAACAGCUUGAAGACCUUCGUGAGCGGGAUGGGACAGAGAUCCUGAGUCUACACGACCAGAUAGCCGACCUGGAGGGAGAACUGGCAGCAUCACGCCAUCAGAACAGCUGUGAUGAGGUCUUCCUAGUUGAACAGAAGAAUGUUGCAGAGGAACUCGCACAGAAAAACCAGGAGAUCGCCGUGCUGCAAGAACAGCUGUCUAACCUUGAGAAUCGCAGGAGGGCGUACAGCACGUCUGAUGCAGAGGUCAUUGAACUCCGCAAGACCUUGGAUGAGGCAUUCCAACAGUGUGAACUGAUCCUGGCAGAAAAGACUAAUCUGGAGACUGCUAUUAGUGAACUACAAGACAACAACAUUAGGCUGCAUGAUGACUUCCAGCACAUAGUUGUUCAGAAGGACCAGCUUCAGGAUCAGCUGAAGACAAAGGAGGAAGAGUUGAAUGAGCUGGAGGAGUUCACCCGUCUGGAGAGAGAGAUGCACGAGGAGGAGAGGAGGGCACAGCAGACUGACAUUGCGGAGAACAGUCCCUCUGAAGAUGAAGUAGCAGGUCUGAGGAAAACUGCUGCUGAUGCAGAGGCUCUUACACUGGAAACUAAUAAGAAACUUACAGAAGUGUCUGCAGAGAAAGAGGAGCUGGUCUCCAGAUUGGCUGGACUUGAGAAAAAGCUUGAGGAGUUGGAGAGGGAGAAUGCAGAUGCAGAGUCUUACCUACACCUUGAGAAAGAGCAGCACCAGCGUAUGGUGACAGACCUCAGAGACCAGCUACAGAAGUCCUAUGAUGAGAGUGCCCAGCUACGUCUGCUGGUGGAGGGGGACACAACAGUGGACAUAUCAGCCCAGCAGCAGUCUACUGACAAGAUCAACGCCCUCCAGCAGAAUGUGCAGGAACUGCAGGAAGCUCUCCAGGCCAUGACUGAAGAACGGGACCAGGUCAGGGUGGACCUGGGAGAGUCUGUGGAACAGGUUAUGGACUCCCAAGAAGAGCUGUACAAGCUGCAGCAGAGCCACAGUGAACUACAGACCAGACAUGAGCAGCUGAGUCAGGAACUACAGAACAUACAGACACAGGGGCAGCAGUCAGGGGCAGGGGCUGACAGUACUCAGGAGAAGACUGACAGACUAGAGGCAGACCUAGAGAACACAGUAAUCCGGCUGACUGAGACUGAAGAGGCUUUACAGCAGAGUAAAGCUCGUGUUACAGAACUGGAGAGACUAACUCAGGACACAGCAGCUAAGGAGGAGGAACUGAUUCAGCUGAGGGAAGACCUGGCCACCAGCCAAGGGAGUGUGGAUCGACUGUUGGAACAGCUGAGUUCCCUGGAGCAGAAAGAGGCAGAAAAUUCACACCAGGACCAUACAGCACAUCUGAAGGAGGAGCUUGCUGCUAAGGACAGUCAGAUGGAGCAGAUGUCUGAACAGUUAAAGACCUUGGAACAGAAGUCAGCAGAAGAUUCGCUGCAGGUAUCUGCAUUGAAGGACCAGCUGUCCAGUGUGAAGACAGCCUUAGCUGAAGCAAAGAAGCAAGUUGAAGACCUUAAGGAGAUCAGUGUAGCCAAGGAUGACCUGUCUAAACACCCUAAGGAUGUUCAGCUACUUCACGAGCAGCUACACCAGGCCAGGAUGGCUCACGCUGAGUUACAGAAGAGGUAUGAGAGGCUGGAACACGAUCUCAGCUGCGCCCAGGAUUUCAAACUAGCAGAAGCCAACAAGGACAUCUUCCAGCAGCAGAAGAUCAGCCGGCUGGAGAUGGCACGCCGAGAGUCUAUGGCUGUCUCCUCUAAAACUAUGGAGGACAACAGGAAGGAGAUAGACAGUCUAACCAAGCAGCUGAGUGACCUGCAGGCUAAGCUGCAGCACCAGACCCUGGAGUGUCAGCAGGCCGUACAUGAAAAGGAGAAGGCCGUGACCAAACUGGAGGAUUACAAGGUCCAGGUACGAGACCUGGAAAACCUUCAUGCCAGCCAUGCCACCAACACAAGCAGGCACCAGAACAUGGAUCCUGACAAGAUGGUGAAGAUCAUAAAACAGCUGGAACUGAACUUGGAUCUUACCAAACAGAAAGUCCAGAAACUGGAAAGUGACAACAAGAAACUGCAAGAAUUAGAAGACACAUGUGACAGGUUGCAGUUUGCUAAGAGCCAGCUGCAGGGAGAAGUGGAGAGGUCCAAGCUGGCCCUGGAAACUGAGCGGGAACAGAACUCCAUCCAGCAGCGCCGAAACAACAACUCCAACGCAGAGAUGGCUGAGAUGAGACGGCAGGUGGAGAAAUCUGCAGAGGAAGCUAGAACGGCCUCAGUAAUGUUGGCUGCAAAGGAGGACGAGAUCAAAGCUGUACAGCAGGAUCUGGAGGCUGCCAAGAACAAGCUUCAACAGGACAGCGGCAGCUCACAGGAACUGCAGAGAACCAUCACGGAGCUCAAGCAACAACUACAGUCUGCAGAGCAUGAGGUAGAAGUGACCAAAGGACAGCUUGGUGCUGCAGAGGAGAAUUUCCAUGCAAGCAAGGAGAGACUCACACAGACAGAACAGAAGCUAGACCAUUCCUCCAGGGAGCUACAACAGGCUGGGCAACAGAUUGAACAGCUGAGGAAGGAUGCGAGACAGCUGCAGGACAGGUGCUGUGAGCUAGAGGAGGUUGGGAACAGCGCAGCUGCAGCUGCUGACCAGCGGGUAACAGACCUGCAGGACAGACUGACCGGCCUGGAGUCGGAGAGAAACACCCUCCUGGACGACCUAAGGACCAUCAGUGGACAGAAAGGGCAGUUACAGAAGGACAUGGAGAAGCUACAGGAAGAGCACAGCAGCCAGGUGAACUCCAUCUGUGACCAGCUAACAGCCAUGGAACAGGAGAAGGACAGCCUGAGACAGCAGCUGUCCCAGCAAGGGGAGACUGGACAGGCGCUGGCCAACCUGCAGAUCAAACUUAACCAGGCACACGAUAACCUCAAGUUGGAAACAGCCAAGGUAGGCGGCUUACACAUGGAGCUCUCCAAGAGCAAGGAAGCUCUGGCGGAGUUGGAAGCACAAGUGUCGGGGCUGCAGGCAGAUGUUACAGACAAGGACAGCCAGGUGGCAGCUGCUGAGGGUGCAGCACAGCAGCUGCAUACACAGCUGCUGCAGGUGCGCACUGACACGGCCAUGCUUGACACACAGCUGGAGGAAGCCAGAAGUCAUUCAGAGGACCUGUCAGCUCAGCUAACACAGACACAGGCAGACCUGACAGACCUGCAGGACAAGUACAACAACUCACGUCUGGAGGUCAACGACUUACAGGAUGUGACAAAUGAGUUUAAGGAGGAGAAUGCUGUCCUGGCCGGGCAGGUUUCCCAGCUGGAGACUGACCUGGAGCAGACCAGAGAACGUGUGUUUUACCUGGAGGACAGACUCAAGGAAGCGUCAUCCCAGCAGACUGAUGCCUCAGAGCUCCAGAACCUCAUGACAAGACUAACUAACCUGCAGGAGGAAGGACAGCAGGAGAAAAACAAGUUUGAGGAACAAACUAGAAACCUGUUGGACCAACUGGAGAAGAAGACAGCAGAGGCACAGGAGGAUAAGAAGGCGCUGGAGGACUUCCAGGAGUUCCACAGUCGUGAGUAUGAUCGCAUGGAGAAGUGUUGUGACGAGGCAGAUGCUGAGCUGGCAGAGGCCAAACAGGAGCUCAAACAACUAAAGGAGGCAGCUGCAUCCCAGCAGACAACAAGACAGCACCAAGAUGAGGAGGUGGUCACCCUCAAGGCUAAGAUCACGGCUCUGACAGAACAGGCAGAAAAAUCACAAAAGGACUUACAGGACCAACUAGAGAAGGAGACUGCGGAGGUGCAGGAUCUUAAAAAGAGCCUGGAGGACUUCCAGGAGUACCACAGUCGGGAGUAUGAUCGUAUGGAGAAGUGUUGUGACGAGGCAGAUGCUGAGCUGGCAGAGGCCAAACAGGAGCUCAAACAACUCAAGGAGGCAGCUGCAUCCCAGCAGACAACAAGACAUCACCAAGAUGAGGAGGUGGUCACCCUCAAGGCUAAGAUCACAUCUCUGACAGAACAGGCGGAGAAAUCACAAAAGGACUUACAGGACCAACUAGAGAAGGAGACUGCAGAGGUGCAGGAUCUUAAAAAGAGCCUGGAGGACUUCCAGGAGUACCACAGUCGGGAGUAUGAUCGUAUGGAGAAGUGUUGUGACGAGGCAGAUGCUGAGCUGGCAGAGGCUAAACAGGAGCUCAAACAACUUAAGGAGGCAGCUGCAUCCCAGCAGACAACAAGACAGCAUCAAGACAACGAGGUGGAAACCCUCAAGGCUAGGAUCACAGCUCUGACAGAACAGGCGGAGAAAUCACAAAAGGACUUACAGAAUCGACUAGAGAAGGAGACUGCAGAGGUGCAGGAUCUUAAACAGAGGCUGGAGGACUUCCAGGAGUACCACAGUCGGGAGUAUGAUCGUAUGGAGAAGUGUUGUGACGAGGCAGAUGCUGAGCUGGCAGAGGCCAAACAGGAGCUCAAACAACUUAAGGAGUCUAUGGUCCAUCCCAGCAGUUCCCAGGAAGCACAGGGUUACAGGGCCAGGUUUGCUGCCCUCCAGCAGUCUGCUGUGCAAGAGAAAGAAACAUUACAACAUGAGAACAAGUCACUAAAGUUGGAGCUGGCCUCAUUCAAAAUGCAGGUUGCAGGUCUCCAGCACGACAUGAAGAUUGCAGUGGAUCCUUUCAAAAAGAGGUGCAGAGUGCUUGAAGAAGACAACUUGAAACUCCGGCAAGAUGUUCGAGACAGAGAAAACGAGAUUCGACGUCUCCGACAGAAUAUGGAUGAGAGCUUCCAACAGCCGAAGGAGCCAGCUCUGUACAGCAGCGGGUCAGGGAUAGUGAACAGCACGGCUGUGUACAUCCUGGAGGCUGAGAAGUCCAGGCUGAACGCCAAGGUCAAGCAGCUGACCGCCCAAGUCCAGAAACUGACCCAGGCUCUGGACAGCAGUAAGACUGAAGGCACUGACAUGAGACGACAGUUAGAGGAGGCUGUACGAGAGAAAAAGUGCCUGGAAGAGCACAUCAGCCACCUGCGUCGCCGACACACGAGUGAGCAGAACCCGAGGGAACAGACAAGUGCAGUGCCUGGGCCUGUGGCAAGGGCCAUGCUAGAAGGUCUCCAGAGCAGUCCCAGUAAGAUGGGGAGUCCGCGGCUGCCGCUGAGCCCCGCCCGUGUGGGGACGGUGAGUCAGGCCAGCGGAGCGGCCGGCAUCGCUCAGCGAGCGCAGACGGGCGAUAACUGGAUGGAGCUGUUCGAUUACGGAGAGGAGGACAAAGAGAUGCAAAAGGAUAAUCCUAACUGUAAAGUCAGUUAAACGUAAACCCUAUGUACAGCAAGGGUCACUGAUAUGCAAAUGCCUUAUAGGAUAGACACAUAUACAUCUAUCUUGUCUAUCCCUAUCUAUCUGUUCAUGUUCAAGCUCAUGUACUUUACCUAUACAGCAAAUAGGAGUAUACAAUCCUGUAUCUCAGAUGUAAAUAAAUUACUAAAGUCUUAUAAUUUUCACCUCCGAGACUGUACAGUUCUAUUCUGUAAGCCGAUUCUGUCUUUUAUUUGGUGAUUUGAAGAAUGCUUUUUAGUAGUAUGUAGCUAAAGUUGUAGCUUAGAAAAGGAUUUCUGUAGCAUAUUGUUUUAAUUGUGGAUGAUCAUUAAUACACCCAUUGCUGAAUGAUACAGAAAAUAAAGAAAUAUAUCAGCCUAUUGUUUAUAUCAGAUGCAAAUAGUCUUAUUAUAUUAUAAUGCUUACUCCCAAAACUGUACACUUCAGUUAAGUAUCCCUAUUUGCUAUUUUGUGCUCUGUAGU